GUGGACUACAUCGCUUGCUUUGUCGAUAGAAUCGUGCGGGUAAUAAACGUGGCGUCCGCAUAUAGAAUUCAGAAUUCAGCAGCAGAAAACUUGGCCCUCCAUAUCCAAUUUCGUUGGAGGUGAUCGUUCGUAUGAUUUUAUUUUCAUUUUAAGAUCACAAAUGGACACAAGAAGGAGCGCAACUGCCAUUUCCAUUUCAGAAGUGGCAUUGGACCAAGCAUGCUAAGAUUACAUUUGGAGCUGAUCAUUUUGUGGAAAGAAAAUUUUAUGAUCCAAAUUCAAGUUUCUUCAAAUCACAAUUGAGAGUAUACCAAAAAGGACUCAAACAAUUGACCUUCAUCCUUGUUUUCUGACAUGGUGAUUUCAAGUUACACUUCAGCAUUGAGGUCUUUGACAACAACAUACUCUACUAGGGAUGGCACAAUCAGACCGAAAGGUUGGAAAAGGUUCAGCUGUAUUGAUCUACAUAUGUGCAAGCUGCAGGGACUGCAGUUGCCAAAUAUGUGGACCUCAGGUACAAAGGCAUACUUUCCACAUGGCUUGCGGCUAGCUUAUGGAUCUAAAGGUAGGAGUCAUAAAAUUGGAUGGAAGUUAUUGAUGCAAUGCUCUAGACAAACAGAACAAGAAUAUUCUAAAGUUUCAGACACCAAUGUAGGACAACAUGAUAACAUGGAGAAACAGUCACGCAACAUCUCUGAUAUUGGUAAUGUUGAAAAUGAAAAUGUAAAUUCAAUGGAGGGAGACAUUAGUCUUGGAAUGAUUGAAGAAGCCAAGAAAUUUGUUGAAGGUGCUGUGCAAAUGGUUUCAUCUGUAGGCGAAAUCAAGAGUCCAUCAACUGCUGGUCAGUCUACAUCAGGGAAUGAAUCAGCUUUGAAAACGGUUGCUUUCUGGGCUUUUGCUGCAGUAGCCUUUGGAAUCUUUAUUGGAUUCAAGGAUGGAACUAGCAAGGCUUCAGAGUUUUUCGCAGGGUACUUGCUGGAACAAAGUUUGUCGGUUGACAAUCUUUUUGUGUUUAUCUUAAUUUUCAAGUACUUCCAGGUGCCUCUUAUGUAUCAGAGUCGUGUUCUUUCUUAUGGUAUUGCUGGUGCAAUAGUAUUUCGUGCAUCAAUGAUUUUUCUUGGAGCUGCUACUCUACAGAGGUUUGAGGCAGUCAAUUUAUUUUUAGCAGGGAUUCUUCUCUAUUCAGCAAUUAAGUUAUUUGCAGGAGUAGAUGAGGGAGAAGAAGAUUUAUCAAAUAAUUUUAUCGUAAAGACGUGCAAGAAUUUCAUUCCUGUUACAUCAACUUAUGAUGGAAAUCGUUUUUUCACAGAGACUGAAGGCAUCCGCAAAGCAACACCUUUGCUGUUGACAGUGGCUGUUUUGGAGCUUAGUGAUAUUGCAUUCGCUGUGGAUUCAAUACCAGCAGUUUUCGGUGUUACAAGAGACCCAUUCAUAGUUUUCUCUUCAAAUAUGUUUGCAAUUCUUGGCUUGCGAUCACUCUAUACUGUGAUUUCUGGAAGCAUGUCUGAAUUGGAGUACCUUCAGCCUGCUGUUGGAGUGGUUUUAGGCUUCAUUGGCUGCAAGAUGGUAGCUGAAUUCUUUGGCUAUCAUACACCUACAGAGAUCUCACUGGGGUUUGUCGCAACAAUACUUGGUACUGGAGUUAUUUUAAGCCUCUUGAAAAACUCAGAUGACAAUGUGUAGCUGCUGAAAAGCAGAUCUGUACAGAAUAUUUUUUGUUUCUAUGUGAAUUAUGACGUAAAAUUUUGCACACAUUUGUUUUUCUAGGUUGAAUAAGAUCAUUAGAUAUUUAUUUUCUCUUCCCUAAUGAUUAUCAACUAGUGGGGCAGUGAAUGAUUGACCUUUAAUGGUCAUCAAGAGACCAUUAUGUUGGUCAAGAUAUUAGAAAUAAAAGAGCCAUUCUUCUAUAAUACCAUUGAUAACUAUUUGAAAAUCAUGCGUACAAUAUUUCAAAUCCAUGUGAAACCUUUUCUAUAUUUGCUAAAUAACAAAAGAUGCAAAUUCUUCA
Messenger RNA from Cryptomeria japonica (Japanese cedar), 2008 nucleotides. Its product is annotated as thylakoid membrane protein TERC, chloroplastic. Gene Ontology annotation, cellular component: membrane. The coding region runs from base 355 to 1683 and encodes 442 amino acids. The transcript has 16 exons. The record is from RefSeq and is a predicted model, not a curated record. Lineage: Eukaryota; Viridiplantae; Streptophyta; Pinopsida; Cupressales; Cupressaceae.